Tetrahymena thermophila SB210 is the source of this 1692-nucleotide messenger RNA. Its product is annotated as transmembrane protein, putative. NCBI's taxonomy places the organism in Eukaryota, Ciliophora, Oligohymenophorea, Hymenostomatida, Tetrahymenidae. The transcript has 3 exons. The record is from RefSeq and is a predicted model, not a curated record.
AUGAUAGAGUAGUAUCUAUAGAGUAUACAAGGAAUGCUUUUCUUGAGAAAAUUUGAUAUGUUUAGUUAACCAUAUUAUCAUAGAGUAGAUUAUAAUUAAAAAACUAAAAAGACAUCAAUAGGAGGUUUACUCAGCAUUUGUAUCGUAGGUCUUUCCUUAGCUUAUUUAAUUUAUAUCUUAUACUUGUUUUUCAGUGGCUCUUAUACUCCCUCAAUUACAACUUUAUAAGAAAACCAAUCUGGUUUAACAACAUAGACAUUAAAUUAUUCUCCUUUUGCAUUUUGCUUUAGAUCUGGUGGAACAAUUAUCACGACUUGGAAAGAGUAUUUCGAAGUUUAUAUGUAUUUAGACAAUAAUGGUGAUACUUUUAACACCGCUAGCUACUUUUCUAUUAAAAAAUGUGAAGAUGUCCUUCCUGGUUUCCAAAAUCUUGCAAGCUAUUAUUGUAUUGAUACUUCAGAAGUUCCUACUAUUGAAUUGAAAACUAAUUAAGGUGAUCCAUCUGCAAAUAUAGUAUUUAAUUUUGCACUAUUCAUUAAAAAUGGCUAAAGUCCUGGUAGUAUUGUUAAUGAUCCAAAUUAUUACAUGGAAUUCGCUUUUAUUUAUCAAAGAUUCUUUACUGAUGAUUAAAAACUAGAAUUAGUAUUAACUAGAGAGACUAUUGUGAUUGACCCAGCUUUGUUUGUUUAGGAUUAAUAUGAUGCUACACAAUCACAAUCGAAAGUUGAUGAUGGAUUCCUCUUGUCUUCAUGGAAAACAUAUACUUAUAUUAGCGACUUCAGAAAAACUUAAUCAUAUCUUACUCAAGCUUCAUCUAAAGUAAGAUUUUAAAAAUGGACAAACGGAGCUAAUCUUAUCAGAUUAUCAUAAAUUUCCUUAAAUGAUUAACUUUUCAAGCAGAUAGUGUCAUAUCCAAAAAUUUCAAUUGUUUUAGCUUAGUUCUAGUCCAUAUUCAGUACUCUAUUAAUAGCUGGUAUAAUAGCUAAGAUGGGAAGUGAAAAUAAAAAUGUUGAAGAAAGUAUUGAAGUAAUUAUGAAUAAUUAUUACAAGAAAUCAGCUUUAGAAAUUGAUCAAUUUAUAGAAUAGAAAAAGAAAAAGAAAAACAAUAAAACCUUAUUUGCAAAUAAUUAAGUUUAAGCAGACUAAACUAGCACUGAAGAAUAAAUCAAGCAAAGACUCAAAGUUAAAAAUAGAUUGUUUGACCUUUAUGAUUUUAAAAUUAUGAAGCAUUAUUACACUGACUGCAAAAGGAUAAAAGAUGAUGAACCUGAUCCUUAAGUUAAAGGAUUUAAAAAAGCCCUAGAAAAGUCAUGGAGUAUGAUGAAUGCACAUUAAGUUCAUUUAGAAAUUUUGAAGUUAAAAACUGCUAUUUAAAUGCUUUUAACUGACAAAUAAUAUGCCUCUCUUGAUUUCAUUGGAAGAAGGUUGUUCCCGUCUGAACAAGACAUAAACCAUUUAGAAAUUCUUGAUAAAUUAGAUGAGAAUGAAAAUCUUAGAAUUUAAAAGGCUUUAGAAUAUUAUGAAGAACUAAACAAAAUUGAUUAGCCUUAAAAUCCAUUAGAUUAGAAAUUUAAAAAUUCCCUCUUAAGAUAAGUUUUUGAAGUUGAAAGAAAGAAUGAUGAGGAAGAUGCGCUUAUAGAUUCAAAACGUCUUUAGGCUAUGAUGGAGAGCGGACUUGCUAAAUAAUAGUGA